AGUUUUGAGAAAUAUAUGCCUUUUGAUAUGGCAUUUACGCAAGCUGUGUUGUUUGUUGCCAUCAGAAAACUCUAGUGAAGGAGAUUUUGUGCUGGAUUCUUGGAUUAUGACUAAUUUGUGAAGCUAAAGAUGUCUGCACCAAGUCCAAACCCAGGGAGUGCGGCCUCCCCCAUGGGUCCUCCGCAGCAGGCUCUGUCACCCAUGCCUCCCCCCCAGGCCACUUCCCCUGCUGUGGGUCCUCCUCAAGCACCCUCACCCAUGGGACCCCCUCAGGCCCCUUCACCCAUGGGACCCCCAGUGAUGUCUCCUGGACCUAGUGCUCCCCCUAACCAGCCAGGCCCACCAGGGGCACCCAACACAUCAAUGCCUCCACAGGGUCCUAGUCCUCACCACCCAUACCCUCAGGGGCCACAGGGAACACAGGGGUGGCAGCAACCACCAGGUCCCUACCCAAACAGUUAUCAGCCACAGCCACAGCAGCAGCAAGGGCCUCCCAUGGGUCCUGGCUCACACCAUCCUCCACAGGGUCCACCUAGUGGCCCUCCAACAUCAGGAUUGCCCCCACCAACCUCAGGGGGCCCUAAUGGACCAAGUCCCAGUGGGGGGAGCUUCCAGCAGGAAAACUUGAAUGCUCUCCAGAAGGCCAUCAACACUAUGGAGGACAAGGGACUUCAGAAUGACCCCAGAUACACAGACCUGGUCAACAUGCGUGCUAAGUAUGGAAACAUGGGUCCGCCUCCACCUGGUAGCUCUAGCAGUGUCACUUCUGGUGCACCCACAGGACCACCAAGUGGACCAACUUAUGGGCCUCCCAGUGUUGUCGGGCCUGAGGGGCAAAGGCCAGGACUCCUGAACCCACCUCAGAUGCACCAGCUCCGAGCACAGAUCAUGGCUUAUCGCUUCAUUGCACGAAAUCAGCCAGUCCCCACUCAUAUUACUACCUUGAUUCAUGGGCGUCGUCCAGACCAGGACCCCACUCGGCCUCCUGGGCCUCCUGGACCCCCUGGUCCACCUGUAACUCCAUCUGGCCCACCAUCUGGACCACCAAGUGGUCCUCCAGCAGGUCCCCCAUCAGCUCCAACAUCAGGACCACCAGUGUCCACAGGACCCCCUGUCCCCACAGGUCCUCCAGGACCCCAAGGCCCACCAGGACUCCCUCAUAGCAUGCAGUACCCAAGACAUGCAGCACCAGGACCAAUGCCAUCAGUACGGCCACCAUACAACGGCACAGAUCCCUCCCAGACCCCUCCACCUCCACCAAGUGUUAUGACAAGCCAGCCAGGACCUGGGCCUAUGCCAGGAACAACACCAAGGCCACAGGGUCCACAGCCUGCUCCAGGUGCUACACCAGUCCCUGUUGUUCCUGGAAAGACUAGUCGUGUCACACCAGUUACAAAGCCUAGUGGUAUUGACCCACUGGUGCUGUUGCAGGAGAGAGAAAAUAGAUUAGAAGGUUACCGUAAGCUCAUUGACGAAAAGAAGGAUAAGCGUCUUGCCUACCUCCUCACGCAGACCGAUGAGUUCAUAGCCAACCUGACUGAGAUGGUCAAGGCUCACAAGGAAGAUCAGCGUCUCAAGCACAAAGAGGAGAGAAAGAAAGCACGCGAAGAGAGGCGGCGAGCAAGAGAGGUGUCUGGUGCUGAAGGGGAAGAUCCUCAACAGACACGUAUCCCUGUUAUUGAGACUGCCACGGGAGCAAUAAUGAGUGGUAUGCAAGCACCAACAGCAGCAACCCUGGAGGUAUUCUUGGCCUCCAACCCUGGCUGGGAGGUGCUGCCUGAAGAGGACACAGAGUCAUCUGAUGAAGAGGAAGAGAAGGAGGAGAAUGAAGCAGAGAAGAAGGAAGAGAAGGAGAAGGAGAAGGCACCUGAAGGGGAAACUAAGCCAGAUGUCAAGAAAGUGGAGGAUGAUGAAUACAGGGAUGUCACAGGAGAAAAGAACUACUAUUCCAUUGCACAUACCAUCAAGGAAACAGUCAAAGAGCAAGCCACUAUCAUGGUCAAUGGCAAGCUCAAGGAAUAUCAAAUCAAGGGUCUGGAGUGGCUAGUAUCCUUGUACAACAAUAACCUGAAUGGUAUUCUGGCUGACGAAAUGGGUCUAGGUAAGACCAUUCAGACCAUUGGCCUUAUCACGUACCUGAUUGAAACCAAGAAAAAUAAUGGGCCAUACCUUAUUAUUGUCCCUCUCUCCACCAUCUCCAAUUGGGCCCUUGAGUUUGACAAGUGGGCCCCAACUGUACAGGUGGUUGUGUACAAAGGCUCACCCCAAGUGCGCCGCAUUGUCCAAAGUCAGAUGAGAGCCACAAAGCUGAAUGUCCUGCUCACUACUUACGAGUACAUUAUCAAGGAUAAGGCUGUGCUCUCCAAACUCCGCUGGAAGUACAUGAUUAUUGAUGAAGGUCACAGAAUGAAAAACCAUCAUUGUAAACUGACACAGACACUCAACACAUUCUACAAUGCACCACACCGUCUGCUGCUCACCGGAACACCUCUUCAAAACAAGCUGCCAGAAUUGUGGGCUCUCCUCAACUUCCUCCUGCCAUCUAUCUUCAAGUCUUGCUCCACCUUUGAGCAGUGGUUUAAUGCCCCCUUUGCUACGACUGGUGAGAAGGUGGAACUGAAUGAAGAAGAAACCAUUUUGAUUAUUCGUCGCUUGCACAAGGUCCUUAGACCAUUCUUGCUGAGAAGAUUAAAGAAGGAGGUAGAAGCACAGCUUCCUGACAAGGUUGAAUACAUAAUCAAAUGCGAGAUGUCUGGGCUGCAACACGUUCUGUAUAGACACAUGCAGUCAAAGGGUGUCUUGUUGUGCGCAGAGGAUAAGAAGGGUAACAAGAGCAACACCAAGGCACUCAUGAACACUAUCAUGCAGCUGCGUAAAUUGUGUAACCACCCCUUCAUGUUCCAGCACAUUGAGGAAGCAUAUUGCAAUCAUAUUGGUUUUGCUGGUGGCAUUGUGCAGGGACCUGACCUGUACCGAGCAUCUGGCAAGUUUGAACUCCUUGACCGUAUUUUACCUAAGCUGAAGGCCACCGGUCAUCGUGUACUCCUCUUCUGUCAGAUGACCCAGCUCAUGACAAUCAUGGAGGACUACCUCAUGUUCAAGGGAUUCAAGUACCUGAGACUUGAUGGCAUGACGAAGUCAGAAGAUCGAGGAGAGCUUUUGAGACUAUUUAAUGAGUCUCGGGAGUUCUUCCUGUUCUUGCUCUCCACUCGAGCUGGUGGUCUAGGUCUCAACCUUCAGUCUGCUGACACUGUAAUCAUUUUCGACUCUGAUUGGAAUCCUCAUCAGGAUCUCCAGGCCCAGGAUCGAGCCCAUCGUAUCGGCCAAAAGAAUGAGGUGAGAUUUUUUUGUUGUGAAGAAGAUGAAGCCCCAGAUGAUGAGACAGUGAACCAGAUGAUUGCUCGUGGUGAAGAGGAGUUUGAAAUCUUCCAAAAGCUGGAUACUGAAAGGAGGGUGACAGAAGACAAGCCUCGCCUCAUGGCUGAAGAUGAACUGCCAGAAUGGAUGUUGAAGGAGGAAGAUACGGAAGAAGAGGAAGAAGAAGAGCAAGAGGAGCUGGGAGACCGCCGAGCCCGAACCAAGAAGGAGGUGGAUUAUUCAGACAGCCUGACAGAGAAGGAGUGGUUGCGAGCUAUUGGGGCAAUGGAGAAUGAUGAUGAAGAGGAGGCCAAUGGCAGCAAGAGCAAGCGCGGUUCCAAGGGCAAGCGGAGGAGGAUCGAUGACGACGAUGACGACCCCAAGCCCAAGAAACGAGGUCGACCGGCGAGGGAGAAACCGGGCCCCAAGAACAAACGCCUGAUCAAGCAGCUCAAGCGUCUGAUGGACAUAGUCAUCAAAUACGAGGACAGGGAUGCUACAAAAGAGACCUUAUGUUUGAUCCCUUUUGCCAAGAAGCACGUCUUACUGCUGGCUGAAGUAACUACCAAAUGCAUGAUUUUUCAGGCAAUGGAGAAUGAUGAUGAAGAGGAGGCCAAUGGCAGCAAGAGCAAGCGCGGUUCCAAGGGCAAGCGGAGGAGGAUCGAUGACGACGAUGACGACCCCAAGCCCAAGAAACGAGGUCGACCGGCGAGGGAGAAACCGGGCCCCAAGAACAAACGCCUGAUCAAGCAGCUCAAGCGUCUGAUGGACAUAGUCAUCAAAUACGAGGACAGUGAUGGAAGGGUGCUGAGUGAGCCCUUCAUGAAGCUGCCUUCACGUCGGGAGCUUCCAGACUACUACGAGGUGAUCAAGAGGCCCAUGGAUAUUCGCAAGAUACUCAACAAGAUAGAGGAAGGAAGGUAUGAAGACUUGAAUGACGUAGAGAGCGAUUUCAUGCUUCUGUGCCGCAAUGCUCAGGAAUAUAACGAAGAAGCAUCAAUCAUUUAUGAAGACUCCAUAGUCAUGCAGAGUGUGUUCCUCAAUGCCCGUGAACGCAUUGAGACAGAGGCUGAUAACCUCCCGGAGGAAGAAGAUGAUGACGAUGAUGAGGAAGAGGAGGAGGAAGUAAGGCCCAAGAAGGGAAAGAAAAGCAAAGGAGACAAGGGGAGAGGACGAAAGAAAAGAGUGAAAUAUGCCGAUGAUUCAGAUGAUGAUGAUGAUGAUGAUGACGAUGACUGAAGUGAUCAAGUGUCAUCAGGUUGCAGAUGCAAGAAAGGAGUAUGAGAAAAAAAGAUUCGGGGGAAGAUCUCUUUUAUGGGUGAAAUUGUUCAAAUUUGCCAUCACUUGAAGUAGACCAGUUGUAUGAAGAUUUAUGUUCAAGAGAAAUGCAUUUAUCAGUUCAAUUUGGAAUGCAACUUGCAACCAUCAAGGUUGCCUGUGUAGAAUAUGAUUUUUUUUUCUAAGGAAAUGCACCUUCAAAUAUUUUUUUAAGGCAUUGGGACUUGCCAGUGGCAUUAAAAAUUAAAUGUAAUAAUAACAGAUUUCUGUUAAUUCAUGUAGCAAAGGUAUAGGUUAGAGACAUCUAUUGCUUCUAAAGAUAGUGUCAGGAAAGUCAGGUGCAGAAAUGCUUUCAUGAUGACUAGUAAAGUUUCUGUAUAUUUCAUGCUGUCACAGUAGACAGUCAGGGAUAAUAAAUAAUUUUACUGGUGUUUUUAUGUUUAAAUUAAUUAGACUGAAUAAGAGAAGGUAGAAAAGGGUGAAUAAAAAGUGUAAGAAACUGAU
Penaeus indicus is the source of this 5139-nucleotide messenger RNA. RefSeq names its product transcription activator BRG1-like. Bases 130 to 4596 code for a protein of 1488 amino acids. NCBI's taxonomy places the organism in Eukaryota, Metazoa, Arthropoda, Malacostraca, Decapoda, Penaeidae. Gene Ontology annotation, cellular component: nucleus. The record is from RefSeq and is a predicted model, not a curated record. Gene Ontology annotation, biological process: positive regulation of transcription by RNA polymerase II. Gene Ontology annotation, molecular function: DNA binding; ATP-dependent chromatin remodeler activity; ATP binding. The transcript is spliced from 23 exons.